Molecule: messenger RNA, 177 nt
Organism: Pseudomassariella vexata
Lineage: Eukaryota; Fungi; Ascomycota; Sordariomycetes; Amphisphaeriales; Pseudomassariaceae
Exons: 1
Coding region: 1-177 (58 amino acids)
Source: RefSeq, a predicted model, not a curated record
AUGGCCUGCGGCUCCUCCCACUCUACGCUCGUCAACCGCAACGGCCCCGGCAGUGCGGCCUCGUCCACAAUCGAGAGCUUCGUUAAGCCGGCCGCGGCGACGGGCGGCAAAACCAAGUGCAUCGAGUGCGACGGCUACGAAUGCUGCUGCAUUCCGAUUCCAUGUACCGUCAUGUAA